AAAUAUUACAUUAUUUUAUAAUAUUUAGACAUUAAAUUUCAAGGUAUUAGCAUACAUAAAUACACACAUAAUUUUAAAAGAGCUGAAGUAAAUAACCUCGUUCUAUUGUUUUUGGAUAGCGGAAGGAAUUAUUUUCAGACAACUUAGUUUUACGAGAAGGAAUAUUCCCAAAAAGUUGCAAUUUUAUUCAUGAAGUAGUCAUUCAAGACAUCAAAUCAUCUUAAAGAUUAUACUUCAGCUCAAUUAUAGCAAGCAUUAUAAUUAUCAAAGAUUUCUGAAAAGAAUUAAUAAAAUAUGUUUUCUGUUUCAAAUUCAAACUAAGAAAAUAAAUAAUAAGAGAAGGCUUUAGCAAAGAAAAAAAUAAAUUAAAGCAAAUGUUCUCCAAAAGAAGAUACUAUUACUCAUUGCAGUUGUUGUCCAUUUUAUAACUAGAGCAAAUAGCGUAAAUUAUUUGAUAAAAUUACUAAAUAGAUUAUAUUUAUGGAAGACGACUUUGAUACUUAUUAGUUGCACAAAUUAAAAUAAAAUGAACAAAACAGCAAAUUAAGUGAUACUAAAAACCAAAAUGAAGGUCUCUACUUUUCAAAAAGCGAAUUGGAAGCUAUUAACCAAGGACCUUUGCCAAAAAAAACUAAUCAAUAGGCAAAAUUAAAUAAUGAUAAUUUUUAACAAUAAUAUAAUACCUCGUAGUCUCAGUCUUAAUAACAGUAAUAUAACCCUUUUCAUCAAAAUAGAUAUUAAGGAGAAGAUGAUGAUAUGCUAUAGAAAAGAAAAAAUUUUUAUUUAAAUUCAGGUCACAGCCGAACUAAUUCGUAUGAUUCGUAUGCUCAAGCAAUCUCAAAGUAAUGGUUAGAAUAGAUUUCAGAAGAAAGAGAAGAGCAAGAAUCAUAACUAACGUUUUAGAAUAAGCAUCUUAAUAAUGUUUAUAGCUCUUAAAAUUUGAAAAGCGAAAAUAGAUAUAUGAUUAGCAGUAAUAGGAACAGUAUAUGCAAUAACGGGAAUGGAAAUACCACAAGGAGAAGCAGUAUAAGUGGAGGAGAUAAUGAAAAAUCUUUAUCUUCUUUAUAUUCAUAAUAAAAUCAAAAAGGAAUUUAGCCUUCCCAAUAAAACACGCCCUAAAUGUCUGUAGUAGCUCCUUCCGUAGCAUCUUCAUCUACUUAUAUGCCAUAAUAUUCUUUAAAUGUAAUUGAUCCUCAUUUAAAUAACAGUGAAUUUGAGUCCAACAAUUAAUUGUCACCUUUAGACAGGAAAGCAAAUAACGAUCUAUUUAAUCAGCAAAUUCAUAGAAAAAGAAACUAGCAUUACAGGAGUUAAAGUUGCCCUUAUUCCUUUCCUUACUUCAAAUAUAGCUAAAAUUAAACUAACGAAGAAUCAAACUUAUAAAAUGGUCAAAAUAUAAGAGUAAUGACAAUACAUGAAGAAGAGCCUUAUCAUAAUUAUGUAAAUUCUAGCAGUUAUUAACAUAGUAGUAACAAUAGUACUAGGAACAAGUAUAGGUAGCAGCAGCCAUAUAGAUCUAACACAAACUAUAGAUCUGCUUCAGGUGGUGACUAUUCAAUCAGUAAUUUUUACCAAAACACAUCUUAAACACCUACAACAAUUGUUUUGGAGAAAAAACUGUAAUAGAAUACAAAUGCAAAUUUACCCUUCACAAGCACUCCUUUCUGUUUUGAAAAUCCUAGUAUGGGUUAAAAUAAUCAUGCAGCAACUGAUCAAGCUGAUGAAGACUAAUACCUGCAAGAAAGUUUCUACUCACAAGUAUAUGAUGGAGAUCAAAACCACGAAUUUUCAGUUAUCAAAGAUAAAAAUACUGUCAAUGUUUCAAAUAAACCCUCAUUAGAAAAUAAAAUAGAUAGAGAAGAAAUUGAAAGCAAUAAAGAAUGUAAGAAUAACAAGUUAAAGGCUUAGAAUUAAAUUUAGCAAUUGCACUUAUCGUCUUCAGCAUAAAAUAAUUAAAAUACAAGAUACAGAGGUCCUAGCUUAGUAAACGAUUUAGGAAACAAUAGCAAUAGUUGUAGUAUGAAUAUUGUUAAAUCUCUUAAUCAGCUAGACACUGAUCAGGGUUUUAUAUCGUUUAGAAAAGAACACAGCUGCUCUAGCUAAGAAGGAUUUGUAGAAAACUUUAGAAGCAGCCAUAAUAGCAUAGACAUAGAUUUAAAAUAAAAGAUAAAAGAAAACAUUGACAAAAUUUUAAAAAGAUAAGCAAGUAAGAGAUAAAAUAGAUUAAUCCUCAUGCUAAACAAUAUACUAAAUUAAUUUGAAAAGUAUGAUCUAGAUAUGAAUGAUUUUCUACAUUUGCUAUCUAAAAAAUCUAAAUUAAAUAUCAUUUAAAAAGCAAGCUCUUUUUCUCAAAAUGGAUCAUCCUCAGGAAAAAAUCCAUCUAUUCCUUUAAUUUAAUCAUAUUAAGGUUCAACAAAUGCACAUUCUUUUUCAAUAUAAAAUCAUGCAUAGACAAAGGGAUAUUAGAGAAGCAAAAACUUUUGGAGUUAUGAUUUUUCUAAUGCAAGUAAAUCAAUGAUUCCAAGCGACACGAUAUCUGCUUAUAAAAAAGAAUUCGAUGAUGAAAAUAAUUUGAGGAAAGCUAUAAUGGAUGGAUUUUAGAAGAUAUCAUAACAAAAAAAUCUCUAUUCGUCUUAAAUUCUAAGUUAGAUUAAUGAUAAUCCAGCUAAUAGUACUUAAACUUCUUCCUAAUAAAUUAAUUAUCAAUUUAUGUAACCAACAGCUAAAUUUAUAAACGAUUAACACAAUCUUUAGCUACCUUAAAAAAUAUCUGCCGAGACAUUUAAAAAAGUUGCAAUUCCACUAAAUACGGCACCUUCAUCAUUGUAAUAGUUUUAAAAUAAAGAUCUAAGAUUUAACAUAAAUAAAAGUGAUAGUAAAAAUAAAAAUAACAGUAAUAACAAAAAAAAUAAAGAAGUAGAUUAUUCCUCUAAUUUUUAACCUGCAACUCAAAGCAACGUAGGCUCAACAUUUACAUUUAUUGGUAAUCACAAUGAAUCAAAAAAUAUUACAAACCCUCAAAAUGCUAAUAACUAACUACAAAGCAGUAUUCCUAUCAUACAACAUAAAAGUGGUUUCAAUUAAACUCAACUAAACGAAACUAACUAAUAAUACUCUAGCAAUUAAAAUGUUUUAGUUUAACCUCAACAGCAAAAAAAUUUAGAAGCUACUCAAACUUCUUUAUAAGCCAACUAAAAUAAUUAAUAUUAAAAUCAUAAUUAUUCAUUAAAUAACUUAAAAAACUAAACAAAUGGAAAUAACAAUCCUUUAAAUAUAAAAAACUAACAAACUAACCCUAAUAACUAGCUUUCAAAUAAUCUUUAAGGAUUUGGUAAUACCAAUAACUCUAUAAAUAACUCAGCAAGUCAUAAUCUAAAUAAUUUUCUGCUGAAUAGAAUUUCUGAGGAGUGUGAAUCGCCUGCAAAUACAACUUAUAAAUAGCAUUAAGAAUAUUUAAAUUAUGAAAGUGAGCAGUAUUUAACUGGCUCAAAAAGUAAAUACCAUAAAAAAUAAUAGCUGAUGGCUAGUGGAGAAAGUAAUAACACAAGCAGUAAGCCAUUAGAUGAUGGUUCCUCCUCUUAACAAAUAUAAAUUUUAGAUAACCUUUUAUAGAGCAAUGAAAAUCAAAAAACAAAUAAAAUUGAAAACUGUUCAACAUAAAAUCAAUUGCAACAAAUCCCUAGCGAGUAUAAAAUUUAUUAUAACCAAAAUAAUAUUCAUAACAUUUAGGAAUAAAAAGAAAUAUCAUAGAAUUAGAAUACUACUACUAUAUUUAAUUUACUUAACCACACUAUAGCUAAUCCUAAUAAUUUAAAUUAAAGCAACUAACAGAACCCAUCAGCAAAUAAUAGUUGGCUUUCAAGCAGGAGUUAUGAAAUAUUUAUUCCAGAAGAAAAUAAAUUGAAAAGUUAUGCUGAUGCUCAAAUGCUUUCAUUUUCUAAAAUAAAAAAUGCUCCAUCUUCUCACUUAUCAUCUUAAAAAUCAUUAAACGGAGUUAACAACAAUCAAAAUUACAACCAAGACUUCAAUGAUCUCCAAAGCAAUCCUUAAGCAGCAAAUUAAAAUUUUGCUAUUAACCAAGCAAGUAUCUCUAUCACUUCUAUAAAAAGGGUGAAGAGUGGCGAAAAUAGUCCAAAUGAUGAAGAUAAUAUUAGAUUUAAUUAAUCAUAAGAAAUCUAAGAAAACCUUAACAAAAAAGAAUAAAAUCUUCUCAAAAGAAACACAAAUGAAUAGAAUUUUUAAACAGCAAGUCAAAGAUUCGAAUAUAUGAAUGGCUUUUAAAUAAUAUAAAACCUAACAAAGAGCUUAAAUCAGUACUAAAUUAAGAAAGAUUUGCAGUAAGCAGCUUAAAGCUAAUAUCAAUCAGCUUCUUCAAGCUAAACUAAAAGUAAAGAGGGUGUUGAGAAUAUUCACUCCCCUUAUCUAUCGAAAUUUCCUUCUAAAAUAAGUGAAGAGUAGUCAAAAAUGGUUAGUAGCGGAAGCUAUUUUAAUACAAGCAAUAAUAAUUUAAACAUCAAUGUAACUAACCAAAAUAAAAUGAUGUUAUCCUCUAAUUAAUUCAGUAAUGCGUCAUAGCACCUAAACACUUAGAAUGAUAAUUAAAAUAAUGUAAUACAGAGCAUCACGACUGAAAAUACUUUAGAAUAAUACAACUCUACAAAGUAAAAUGUAAUUUCCAAUAAUAAGCAAAAUGUUCAUCUGACGAAUUCUUCUCGAAUAAAUUAAAGUAAUGUAAAUAAUAUGAAUAACAUUUUAAAUUGUUCUAAUUCUAACCAUAACACCCAUAAUCUAAAUAACAAUCAAGUCUGUAGUCAUAGAAGCAGCAGUAAUAGUAACAGUAAUAGCAAUUUGCAUUCUCAUUUUAAUGACAACCAAACAUAUUAGUCUGUAGAGAGAUCAACUGAACCUUAUUUAUAAAUAGAAAUUUAAAUAGAAAGAAAGUAGAAUAAUCAUAAUCUACUUAUUUAAGCAUUAAAAAAUAAGCUCCAGCACACAAACCCAAACAUUUUUGCAGAAAUAGAAGAACAUAUAAGAAUGCGACCUAGCUAUUGUUUCAUAUUAGUACUCUAAGAAGAUCAGUAUGAAAGAGCAGUAAAACAACUAUUAAAUAUUAAAUGA
This is a messenger RNA of Tetrahymena thermophila SB210, 5118 nucleotides long. Its product is annotated as zinc-binding dehydrogenase family oxidoreductase. The record is from RefSeq and is a predicted model, not a curated record. The transcript has 4 exons. NCBI's taxonomy places the organism in Eukaryota, Ciliophora, Oligohymenophorea, Hymenostomatida, Tetrahymenidae.